AUGCCUCGCCAACGGAGCAAGGGCUGCAUCCCCUGCAAGAUCCGCCGAAAGAAAUGCGACGAGAGAAAGCCAACUUGCGUCGCUUGUGUACGGAAUGUCCUUCUCUGUGCGUGGGACUCGGAGUCACCUCCAAGCCAACCCCACAACUCAAGUAGCAGAGGUCUCAAGGCUAAGAGCCCACGGCUAGGCCGACAUCAACUAGCGCCAAAGCGCAUGAGUUCGGACCUAGCGUUGUCUGCGGCACCAAAUCUCAUACAUCCUCAACUCGCCCACCCCAAGACAAACUUCCUCUACUCAUUUUUCUACGCCCGAGCCGCACAAACGUUGUCGAUCAGAGACAGGGAAGGAAACCCCUUCGUGCACGUCCUGAUGCCAAUGGCUGCGACCAGUGACAUCGUCUUUCAAGCCAUGCUUGCCUUCAGUGGAGUGGUCUAUGAACAGCAGCACUCCAGUAAUUUGGCCACGACGACGUGGGAACAUUAUGCGCAGGCGAUUCGCAGUUUGAAGCAUGCGCUUACGCUCUAUGUGGACCACCAAGUGGACCGCGGGGCUGAACUGGUCGCGACUGUGCUUCUUCUGCUGGCCUUGGAGGUCAGCAGGGCAGACUCCGAUGGUCAUUCGUUCCGUCAUCUCAGGGCCUGUCGCGAGUUGGUGUCAGGAGCUUUUGCCCACUGCCCGGAUCCCCAACUGUUAGGCUUCCUCGCAGAGUAUUACCUUUACAACCUGUCGGUACUCCCUUCUAGCUUGAUCGACGAGUUGGAUCCGAUUGAAGAGGACAUUGACUUUGCAUUUCGAAUCCUACUGAACAAUAGCAUCCCUGCAACCGGCGUCCUAUGUGGAUGCGCUCCGGAGAUGUUCCGGACCAUCUCGAAAGCGACGGCGAUAUCACGUCGUUUGCACGAUGAAUUCACUAGUGACGCUGGGCCCUCGGUCGAAUGUCUGCUGGAACGCGACAAUCUGUACAACUACGUCCAGUCUUGGUUGCCCGAACAUGCGGACGAGGAAAAUACCACGAUCGCGCGCGUCUAUCAAACAGCUCUCCUGGUCCUCCUGUUGCAGGCCGAGCCCGGAGCGUCUGACACUGUAGCGAUGGAUGCACUGGUGUCGAAUCUCAUCAGUCUCCUUCGGAUGAUUCCAGUUGAAUCUCACACAACCACAGUUCUCGCUUGGCCACUUGCGACUGUGGCACCGUGUGUCAAGUCUGGCACCGACCAGGCGUUUAUCCUACAGUACUUGGGUGCUGUUGUACAAAAAUACCGAUUUGGAAACCAUCGGCAGACCGAGCAACUACUUCGGCUAAUUUGGUCGCGCCGAGAUUUAGCGGAACAGGGUCCGUAUUGCAUACCACGCGCGAUGGAAGUACAGGGCUGUCGAUUCUUACUCUGUUAA
Molecule: messenger RNA, 1389 nt
Organism: Aspergillus fumigatus Af293
Lineage: Eukaryota; Fungi; Ascomycota; Eurotiomycetes; Eurotiales; Aspergillaceae
Product: putative C6 finger domain protein
Exons: 2
Coding region: 1-1389 (462 amino acids)
Biological process (GO): positive regulation of transcription by RNA polymerase II
Cellular component (GO): nucleus
Molecular function (GO): transcription cis-regulatory region binding; zinc ion binding; DNA-binding transcription factor activity, RNA polymerase II-specific
Source: RefSeq, a predicted model, not a curated record